GCGCCCAGCUGGACGACUGUUCGCUGUCUUCGUUCCAUCAUCUUUUGCGCGCCGGGCUCCACUGGACACAAUGUCGCAAACCAUGGAGCAAACCGACCGGAACAGCAAUUGGGAGGAUAACGAACCGGAGAAGACGCAAAAGAGUCGGAGGCCACCCAACAAUGCGUUCCGACAGCAGCGACUGAAAGCAUGGCAACCUAUCCUCACCCCGAAAACUGUUCUGCCCUUGUUCUACGCCGUCGGCCUCAUAUUCGCCCUCUUCGGUGGUCUCCUGGUCUGGAACGACUCUAAGGUGCAGGAGAUCAUCAUCGAUUACUCACAAUGCAACACCACUGCACCUGACUGCGGCAGCGAUGGCUCGGGCCUGGCAAAACUCCCAGAAGACAAAGUCUCGUCGCAUUUUAAGAACACUACGUCGCCUGCAGACGCUGCGAAAUGGUGCAAGUACAGAAAACCCGUAGAGUACGGCCUGAUCCAAAAGGUCAGCGUCAGCACGAGCGUCUGCCGAGUACAAUUCUUCCUGCCUGAUGACAUGCAUCCGCCGGUCCUGCUUUACUACCAGCUUACCAAUUUCUAUCAAAACCACCGUCGCUAUGUUCAGUCCUUUGAUCAAAAGCAACUUGCCGGCGAGGCUCGGGAUAAUACCUCGAUUGGUGGCAGCGACUGCGACCCACUCAAAUCGCUUGAGAUCCCAGUGCAAGGCGGUGGAAAGGUUUCAAAGCCCAUUUACCCGUGCGGACUGAUCGCAAAUUCCUUGUUCAACGACACAUUCAGCUCUCCUGUACUCCUGCAGACCGGAUCCAGUGCGAACAAUGUGACAUACCGCAUGUCCAAUAACAGCAUCGCGUGGGGAUCUGACGCCAACCUCUACGGCCAGACCGCAUACAAAUAUGGAGAUGUGGUUCCACCACCUAAUUGGGCGCUUCGCUAUCCCGAAUACAACGAAAGCUUCCCCUUCCCCAAGCUUCACGAGUGGGAGGAAUUUCAAGUCUGGAUGCGUACGGCAGGCCUGCCUACGUUUAGCAAGCUCGCGCUACGGAACGAUGCCGAUGUCAUGAAGCGUGGCACAUACCAGAUCGAAAUCUACGACUACUUCCCGGUCAAUCUCUAUGACGGCACCAAGUCGAUUCUCAUCUCAACGCGAACGAUCAUGGGUGGCCGCAAUCCAUUUUUGGGCAUUUGCUACAUCGUUGUCGGCGGUCUGUGUGUUCUUCUUGGCGCGGUUUUCACCGUCACGCAACUCGUGCGACCUAGGAAACUCGGCGAUCACAGCUACCUCAGUUGGAACAACGACCAACCCAGCACUGCGACCACGACUGGCAGAGCUCCAUAGUUCGGCGAGGCCAUGUGAAUGUAAAUGGAGAUUGGCCAGUUGUGUUACCCAAUGACCCCGGUAUCUCAACACGAAGGGAAUGGAGUUACGGCGUUGAAUUCGUAGACUGGAGGAUCUUGUUUUGUCGCGAACAAAUCGAUCCCCACUGUAGACGAGCGAUUUGUAAUUUAUUUCGAUCAGGAAUCCUUGAAGGCGUGACCUUAAUAAAUGGGUUCAAGACGAACGUACCACCAUGCUGGACUAUCCGUACUUUGACCGGUAUUUGGACUUAUCAGAGGCCGACGUCUGGCCGAUAUCUCUUCCCGUGGAUAUAU
Molecule: messenger RNA, 1647 nt
Organism: Dissoconium aciculare CBS 342.82
Lineage: Eukaryota; Fungi; Ascomycota; Dothideomycetes; Mycosphaerellales; Dissoconiaceae
Product: Lem3/Cdc50
Exons: 4
Coding region: 71-1333 (420 amino acids)
Cellular component (GO): Golgi apparatus; plasma membrane; endoplasmic reticulum
Source: RefSeq, a predicted model, not a curated record